This is a messenger RNA of Chionomys nivalis (European snow vole), 381 nucleotides long. Its product is annotated as multifunctional methyltransferase subunit TRM112-like protein. The transcript has a single exon. Bases 1 to 381 code for a protein of 126 amino acids. Gene Ontology annotation, molecular function: protein heterodimerization activity. NCBI's taxonomy places the organism in Eukaryota, Metazoa, Chordata, Mammalia, Rodentia, Cricetidae. The record is from RefSeq and is a predicted model, not a curated record. Gene Ontology annotation, biological process: peptidyl-glutamine methylation; tRNA methylation; rRNA (guanine-N7)-methylation.
AUGAAACUGCUCACCCACAAUCUCCUGAGCUCGCAUGUGCGGGGCGUGGACAUGCGUGGCUUCCCGCUGCGGCUGCAGGCCACCGAGGCCCGCAUCAACCCCGUGGAGUUCAACCCCGACUUCGUAGUGCAGAUGAUCCCGAAAGUGGAGUGGGUGACGCUUGUGCAGGCAGCAAACACCUUAAACCUGACCGAAGUACCCAAAGAGCCGACUGAAGGUUAUCAACAAGACGAGACGUUUUUGAGGAAGAUGCACCAUGUGUUGCUUGAGGUUGAUGUGCUAGAGGGCACCCUGCAAUGCCCAGAAUCUGGCCGUCUUUUCCCCAUCAGCCGUGUGAUCCCCAAUAUGCUGCUGAAUGACAAGGAGACUGAGACUUGUUAG